Molecule: messenger RNA, 2046 nt
Organism: Zea mays
Lineage: Eukaryota; Viridiplantae; Streptophyta; Magnoliopsida; Poales; Poaceae
Product: Gamma-tubulin complex component 3
Biological process (GO): spindle assembly; meiotic cell cycle; microtubule nucleation
Cellular component (GO): gamma-tubulin complex; spindle pole; microtubule organizing center
Molecular function (GO): gamma-tubulin binding; microtubule minus-end binding
Source: RefSeq, marked predicted
UUCUGACAACAUAAGCCGCUCGCCCUCAGAUGCUGCCACUGAGGUGGGCACUGUUACCCAGGCAUUCUGCUCGGCGCUCCAGGAGGAGCUGUCUGAUUAUUAUAAGCUGCUGGCUGUUCUGGAAUCGUACUCAUUGAAUCCAAUUCCCACACCUGGAUCUGAUUCAGGUGUGUCCAGUAAUUACCUCUCACUGCGCCGUCUUGCAGUGUGGCUUGCUGAGCCUGCAGUGAGAAUGCGCCUAAUGGCUGUUCUGGUUGAUGGAUGCCGGGGACUGAGGGGUGGUGCUAUGGCUGGUGUGAUCCAUGGGCACGCACAACACGGAGAUCCUAUGUUUCAGGAGUUUAUGGGCCGAUUACUGCGCCGGGUGUGCUCGCCGUUGUUUGAGAUGGUCAGGAGCUGGGUGCUAGAAGGGGAAUUGGAGGAUGUAUUUGCAGAGUUUUUUAUCGUUGGGCAGCCAGUGAAAGCAGAAUCUUUGUGGCGGGAGGGCUACCUUAUUCAAUCUGAUAUGCUUCCAGCUUUCAUAUCUCCAGUGCUCGCAAAACGGAUUCUUAGAACUGGCAAGUCAAUCAACUUUCUUAGAGUAUGCUGUGACGAUAGUGGCUGGGCUGAUGCUGCUGCCGAGGCUGCUGCAUAUGUUGGCACUACAACAUCUCGGGGUGGCCUUGGUUAUGGGGAGACUGAUGCUUUGGAGGCAUUGGUGGUUGAGGCAGCCAAGAGGAUUGAUCGACAUUUGAUGGAUGUCAUUCAUAAGCGGUACCGAUUUAAGGACCACUGCCUUGCUAUUAAGCGUUACUUGCUUCUUGGGCAGGGUGAUUUUGUCCAGUAUCUUAUGGACGUUGUUGGCCCCGAGUUAUCAGAGCCAGCAAAUAGGAUUAGCUCCUUCCAAUUGGCUGGCUUGCUUGAGACUGCAAUCCGAGCAUCCAAUGCACAAUAUGAUGACUGUGAUAUCUUGGACCGGAUAAAGGUAAAGAUGAUGGAUCAUGGGGAUGGUGAUCGUGGCUGGGAUGUCUUCUCUUUGGAGUAUGAUGCUAGGGUCCCCCUGGACACUGUGUUCACAGCUUCAGUUAUGAAGAUGUAUCUCAAGGUUUUCAACUUCUUGUGGAAGCUCAAACGCGUAGAUCACUCCCUUACCGGAGUGUGGAAGACUAUGAAACCUAACUGCAUUGUUUCUUCUCCAUUUUACAAGGAAGGAACAAGCAUCAGAGCUCAAUUUGUAUCAGUUCUUCGUAAAUGUCAAGUUCUAUUCAAUGAGAUGAAUCACUUUGUGACCAAUUUCCAAUACUACAUUAUGUUUGAGGUCCUGGAGGUUUCGUGGGCCCGUUUUUCUGAUGAAAUGGAUGCAGCAAAGGAUUUAGAUGACCUUCUCUUAGCACACGAUAAAUAUCUCAACUCGAUACUGGAGAAGGCCCUGCUUGGUGAACAUUCCCAAGGACUUUUGAGGAAUCUGUUUGAACUGUUUGACAUUAUUUUACAGUUUCGAAGCCAUGCUGAUCGAUGGUUUGAAAGGAUAUAUGAGUUGCAGCUAAGGGGAAAGGGUAAAUCAAAAUCAAAGGAUACAGGUUCAUGGUUUGAUGGCGGCAGAAAAGCUAUGAUCCAACUAGCUGGAGAACUUUUCUGGAAAAUGGGUGAAGACCUGGAUAGCAUCGCAAAGGAUUAUACAGCUUCUCUUGAUGCUUUUAUUACGCAGCUGCCCAUGCAACAGCACGUCGAUUUGAAGUUCCUUCUCUUCCGCCUUGACUUCACUGAAUAUUACAGUCGUGUUUCCUCCAACAAAUGAAUGUGAGCCGCUUAUGUGAAAAACUAGGAGUUAGAUUGAUCGUUUGGUUGGGACUUGGAAAGCAUUAUUUUUAUACCAUAUCCCAUUAAUUGAUCUUGGUCGCUUGAUUGGCAAUGGUCACUUCCAUUUUCCUUGCACCUCCUGUAGAAGAGGAUCUGAAUACCCUUUUACUGAGGAUUGCCAAUGCUACAAUCUGGUGAUUCUGUCAGCUGUUUGCAUGCUGAUGCUUAUGUGCCGAUUCAACGAGGCUAAAGCCACGCAUUUCAUGC